This is a messenger RNA of Cajanus cajan (pigeon pea), 1904 nucleotides long. Its product is annotated as UDP-N-acetylglucosamine transporter UGNT1. The record is from RefSeq and is a predicted model, not a curated record. NCBI's taxonomy places the organism in Eukaryota, Viridiplantae, Streptophyta, Magnoliopsida, Fabales, Fabaceae.
UAACUUACGUUCAAGAACAUUAGACCGUAUUUGUAUAGCUAAAAACUUCACAAGUUUCUUUGACUUAAGGGUCAAGCCUUAAUCGUAUAUCAUUCCACGUCAAGUUGAAUGCAUGCAAACAUAUGCCACUGCCACAACAAUCAUGGAAAAUUCUCUAAACCUUGAAUAUGGGCACUGUUGCACUCUCCAUAAGAUCAACGGAGUUUAAGCAAAAUGGUGUUCCAUCCUUGGACAUUAAGAGCAUCCAAACACGGCCUUAUGAUCAUAAACAUGAAGCAACCAUUGAUGAGAAAAUGUGUAUGUUGAGAUGAAAAGCGACGGAGCGAGAGAACGUGAAACGGAUCAUGAAGAGAACGUAACCCAGAACAUGCCAAAGAUUGAUUGAAGGAACAAGAAUUGGAGACGAAUUAGGAGACAGAAAUUUCAUCUGUGGUAGAGAUGAAAUCUCGAGGCAGUUCUAUGUUCUGGUUGUUACAUGAUCCAAUCUCAGUUCUAUUGGUCUUGUUCAACAAAGAAGCCCUCUCCUCUUACAACUUCCCAUACGCAAAUAUCAUUGCACUUGCUCAGGCAAAUUAAGAAGACACUGACACACACACUGAGCCACAAGGAAAGAAAAACAUAUCAGUAUUGGUACGUGAAUUUUGUUAAUGGAAUCCGAGAAGAAUUUGCUGCUUCCACUCUCUGAUAAUCACAAACAGAGUGAAGAGGGACAAAGAAAAGUUUCAACCAUGACAAGAAAAGGAGUCAUCGCUGCUUUAUCUUAUAUGGCCUCUUCGGUUCUAUUGGUCUUGUUCAACAAAGCAGCCCUCUCCUCUUACAGCUUCCCACAUGCAAAUGUCAUGACACUUGCCCAGAUGGUGUUUGCAUUUAUUAUUCUCUAUGUGUUGAAAUCCUUGAAGAUAAUUUCUUUCACAACUGGUGAAUCGCAGAGCAGUUCUAAGAAUUCAGCAAUAUUUGUGCCCUUUGGGACAUUAGUCCAGACACUUCCUCUUGCUUUAACUUAUUUGCUUUUCAUGGUAGUGACCAUGGAAGCAGUGCGUGGCAUAAACAUUCCCAUGUACACCACACUUAGGCGAACAGUAGUGGCCUUCACAAUGGUUAUGGAGUAUUUUCUGUCGGGGCAGAGUCAUUCAAGAUGUGUUGUUGGAAGUGUUGGAGUAAUCAUAGCUGGUGCUUUUGUUGCUGGAGCUCGUGACUUGUCAUUUGAUGCGUAUGCCUAUUUUGUUGUAUUUAUAGAAAACAUGUGUAAGGCAGUGUACCUUGCUUCUGUUUCUCGUGUUGGUAAAUCCAGUGGCCUUAAUAUUUUUGGUAUUGUAUGGUGCAAUGUGGUGAUUUGUGCACCAAUCUUGUUUCUCUGGUCAUUACUCAGAGGAGACCUCCAAGCAACACUGAACUUCCCAUACUUGUUCUACACUGGAUUUCAGGUUGUGCUGCUUCUUUCCUGUGCUUUUACUUUCUUUCUAAACUACAUCGUAGUUUUGAAUACAACCAUCAACUCGGCACUUACACAGGCAAUCUGUGGUAAUUUAAAGGAUGUUUUAACAAGUGGUCUUGGUUGGUUAUUAUUCGGAGGACUUCCAUUUGAUUUGUUCAAUAUUCUUGGACAAAUACUUGGCUUCAUUGGGUCCUGUUUGUAUGCCUAUUGUAAACUCCAAGGAAUAUGAGGAUGAGUGGAUAGAUGACCUUUCAUUCAAGAGACAUCAAGAAACGACAAGCAUAAUACAGUCUCUCUACAAGUUUUUUUAGUUUUUAAUAGUCAAAAGAGAAAGAUAAAUAUCAGAUUAUAUUAAAAAAUUACAGCAAAAAAUGUGUUUUGUUAGAUAAGUAUACCUGGGGAAUGAUAAUAGAAAUUAUAAAGAUGUGAAAGUGAGUCCAACACGAUGGAUUAAUUUGAUUACUACAAU